Pelmatolapia mariae (spotted tilapia) is the source of this 533-nucleotide messenger RNA. RefSeq names its product agouti signaling protein, nonagouti homolog (mouse) 2b (gene asip2b). Gene Ontology annotation, cellular component: extracellular region. The record is from RefSeq and is a predicted model, not a curated record. The transcript is spliced from 3 exons. Bases 60 to 410 code for a protein of 116 amino acids. Lineage: Eukaryota; Metazoa; Chordata; Actinopteri; Cichliformes; Cichlidae. Gene Ontology annotation, biological process: positive regulation of feeding behavior; adult feeding behavior; neuropeptide signaling pathway. Gene Ontology annotation, molecular function: type 1 melanocortin receptor binding; neuropeptide hormone activity.
UUGUUGGUUUAUUUGCACCGUUGUUAUCAACAUAUCUCAUCAUCAUCAUCAUCAUCAUCAUGAGGAAGAUCACCGGCAAACACUUGUUGUGCUUCUUCCUGCUUGCCUUGCCGCUGUCCUGGGCAGAGGACACCAAGAAGGAUGUGCGGAAAAGGGAGAAUGUGACAGUUUGGAGCCAAGCGAAGAAUAGACGGCUGUUUGCAAGGCAAAAGAUUUCUCCACCACGCCAAAAUGUCAAUCCCAAGCACAAGUCGAACCUCGUAACUCCCGCGCGUCGCUGCGGACGCUUGAUGGAAAGCUGCUCCCCUCACCUGCUGUGCUGCGACCCCUGCGCCUCCUGCCGCUGUCGACUUUUCAACACCAUCUGUCACUGCUGGAGGAUGAACCCCCUGUGCUUAAAGAGGACCUAGAUGCAGCACGCACAUGCACGCACAUGCACGCAAACACAUCACAACGCCUGAACAUAUACUGUGGUUGACAAAAGAGCACGGAAAGAUUCACAUCUGCUCUGUGGGUUUGUCUGCACAAAUGCA